Messenger RNA from Notolabrus celidotus (New Zealand spotty), 641 nucleotides. RefSeq names its product LIM zinc-binding domain-containing Nebulette-like. Lineage: Eukaryota; Metazoa; Chordata; Actinopteri; Labriformes; Labridae. Gene Ontology annotation, molecular function: actin filament binding. Gene Ontology annotation, cellular component: focal adhesion. The record is from RefSeq and is a predicted model, not a curated record.
UAUCGUCCUGGCUAACUGCUGCUAGCUUGUUGCUCAUGAAGUGAACAGUCUGAGCGCAGCCUCUUCAGACCGGGACGCUGAGCCCCGGACUGCAGGCAGAGACCCGGACUCUCUGUGAGAACCUUCAGCCCUGUGUUGAGUCAUUGUCGGGCUCUGAGGCGGAUCUCUGGGACUAUCUUUGGGACUAUCUCUGGGACUAUCUCUGGGACUAUCUCUGUGGAUUAUUGAAACCUUUCAGCCUCUGGAGGCUCGAGAUGAACCCUCCGUGUGCCCGCUGCGGGAAGAUCGUCUACCCCACCGAGAAAGUCAGCUGCCUGGACAAGAACUGGCAUAAAGGAUGUUUUCACUGCGAGGUUUGCAAGAUGACCCUGAACAUGAAGAACUACAAAGGCUACGACAAGAAACCCUACUGCAACGCACAUUACCCCAAGACAUCGUUCACCAUCGUGGCUGACACACCAGAGAACCUGAGACUGAGACAGCAGAGCGAGCUACAAAGCCAGGUCAAGUACAAGAAGGACUUUGAGGAGAGUAAAGGUCGAGGUUUCCGCAUCGUGUCCGACACGCCAGAGGAGUGCAGGACUCAGAAAGACCCAGGAGCAGAUCAGUAUCGACAGAAGUGUAGCAAACGUCAGGUGUAG